This is a messenger RNA of Xenia sp. Carnegie-2017, 2178 nucleotides long. RefSeq names its product guanylate cyclase soluble subunit alpha-2-like. Gene Ontology annotation, biological process: response to oxygen levels; cGMP biosynthetic process. Bases 1 to 1794 code for a protein of 597 amino acids. The record is from RefSeq and is a predicted model, not a curated record. Gene Ontology annotation, molecular function: heme binding; guanylate cyclase activity. Gene Ontology annotation, cellular component: guanylate cyclase complex, soluble. The transcript is spliced from 5 exons. Lineage: Eukaryota; Metazoa; Cnidaria; Anthozoa; Malacalcyonacea; Xeniidae.
AUGGUAAGAAGACUGGAUGAAAAGAAAGAGGGAGGAAUUCCAAGUGAUCACACAGACACAAUUUGCAACGCAGAUAACGAGGGCAAAGUAUAUGAUGAUGAAAUGAUUUGGAAAAUCGUCCAAACAGCAUCGACGAUAUUAGAAACGUCAGUGGAUGAUCUUUUGGAUGCGUUCGGAGUAAUGUUUGUUAAUGUUUGUUUCAAAGAUCAUCAUAAAAUGUUGACUUCGCUUGGAGAUUCACUGUACAGCUUCCUGAAUAACUUGGAUCAUAUGCAUCAAGUAUUUAAAGAUGCGAAGAAAUUUGAUGGUAUGAAGGCACCGUCAUUCACAUGUGAAGCAAAAGAUAGCCGAACAUUAAUAGUUCAUUACCACUCCGUACGAAGAAACUUGGAUAAAUUUGUUUGUGGAGCUUUGCGACAAUGUGCCAAAGUAAUAUGUAAUGCCACUGUAGUUGUCACCGUAUUGAAGGAAUUUGAUCCAAUAACCAGAUGUGUGUCAUUCAAGAUAGAAAGUUUGGACUUGUCUUUGACAGGAAACACAAUGAACAAACGAAAUCUAUCAAAAAACGCCAAAGAUCUUUCUCUUGGAAUGAGAAGAUUCUGUAAAGCAAUACCAUUUCAUAUUAUUUUUGAUAAAAACUUUGAGAUUAUUCAAAUGGGAAGUGCUCUCGUGCGGUUCUUAACUGGGACAUUUUUGAAUAGUAACAGAUAUUUGAACGACUACUUCACGUUAAUUAGGCCAGAGAUAGAAUGGAGUUUUCGUUCUAUUAAAACACAUUGCAAUUUAUCAUUUCUUCUUCAUUUGAAUAGCUUUAUUUCAGAAGAAAUUAAGCGUGCAAUAAAUCUCACUGGGCAAAUGAUUUAUAUGCCAGAGUCGGAUUGCAUUCUUUAUAUUGGAUCACCUGUCGUUGAAAACCUUGAUGACUUAAGACGACAAGGAUUAUAUAUUAGUGAUAUUCCAAUUCAUGAUGCAACUAGGGAUCUUAUUUUGGUUAGUGAGCAAUCAAAAGCGCAGGGUGGACUAAAGAAACGACUCCAAUCUCUUAAAGCAAAAGUGCAAGAAACGUCUGCUGAACUUGAACACGAGAAAAAGAAAACAGAGGACUUGUUGGAGGCAAUAUUUCCAAAAGAGAUAGCAAAACAGUUAAUUCAUAAAAAGCCAGUUAAUGCACAAACUAUAGAAAGUGUGACAAUGUUGUUCAGUGACCUUGUCGGUUUUACUGCAAUUUGUGGAAAGUGUGCUCCAAUGGACGUUGUUAAUAUGUUGAGUGAACUCUACACAAACUUUGACACAAAAUGCACCGAACUUGAACUGUACAAGGUUGAAACUAUUGGUGAUGCAUAUGUUGUAGCUGGAGGAUUGGACACCAGUAUGAAGGACCAUCCUUAUAGAAUAGCAUUAAUGGCAUUAUCAAUGAUGGAUUCAGCUGCUGGAGUACUCUCUCCUGAAAAGGUGCCUCUACGCAUGCGUAUUGGUAUUCACACUGGUUCAGUUGUCGCAGGAGUUGUUGGUUUAAAAAUGCCCAGAUACUGUUUGUUUGGUAACAACGUCACAUUAGCCAAUAAAAUGGAGUCAAGAAGUGAAGAGGGGAAAAUAAACAUCAGCCCUGAAACACAUAAACAUUUGAAGACAUGCCAAGAGUUUUUAUUUGAAACUCGUGAACAAAACGCGCUACCAGAAGCUUAUCCGAAAAAAGAUGACGAAACCUGCUAUUUUCUUUUAAAGAAAUCUACCACUAAAUGCAAAAGAAAACUGAUGGUCACGAUAAAAGUUGAAGAAACAACAGAAAUUUGAUAGCGUCCACAAAGAAAAGAUAGUUAACAUAGAUAAGGAGAAAUAACUAUAUUUUUAAACCCCAUUAUGAAGAUUAUUAACCUACAAGGUAUCGGCAAUAUGAUAUGACUUAUCGUUAAUUAUAUUGGUCAAAGCUAUCAGUGUAAAUAAUGGUGGCUUCUAUAGAACAUGUUGAAUACAUUGUGGUGUUAAUUGACAAAGCUUUAAACCCAGUGAGUAUGGUGUUUGAGUAGUAGAAAUUAGCGUCAUUAGAUAAUACAACAUAAUAUUUAGUGGGAAAAAACAUAAUUUAUUGGCCAUAAUUAAACACAGAGAUGUUAUAUAGUAUUAAAUAACACACAUAUAUGCUCAUUUCAUGGAAAAAUAGAUCAAUUCAUAAAUUCA